AUGAUCAGUUCGCCGCCGACGACUGCCAAUUUCCUCUCCCCGGGUNAAGAACUUGUCGGCUUUUACCUCCGCCGCAAAGUCCUCAACAAGGCCGUUGCCGCCCAACUCAUCAAACAAAUUGACAUUUACAAAUACAGUCCUUGGGACCUUCCCCAUGCGAGUAAUGGGCUGGGGGACAAAGAGUUGUACUUCUUCUGCAAAAGAGGAAGAAAAUACAAAAACAGUGUGAGGCCAAAUAGGGUGACAGGUUCUGGAUUCUGGAAGGCCACUGGAAUUGACAAGCCAAUUUACUCACACACCCAACAUUGCAUUAUUGGGCUUAAGAAGACUCUGGUUUAUUACAGAGGAAGCGCCGGCAGAGGCACUAAAACAGAGUGGAUGAUGAACGAAUUUCGCCUCCCUUCCAAAAUUUCCACCACAAAAAACAACCUUCAAGAAGCUGAAAUUUGGACUCUGUGUCGGAUAUUCAAACGAAAUGUGUCAUCCAAAAAAUUAGCCGUGGUUCCGGCGCCGGCCAAAGGCCGAGCCGUGGAGGACAUGAACUUCGGAGCGGCGGCAGCCAAUAUUGGGAUCGAUAGAUAUUCCGACGAUAACGAAGAGAGUAGCUACAUCAGUUUCGGGUCGAAUUCGUUUGUUGGUUUCGAUCACGUGAAGAGGGCUGAAAAUUCCGGUGGGGUUGAUCAGAUGCUGCAGCACGGUGGCCGAUUCGUCGCGGAAAUUCCGCCGUCGGCGGAGCCUAAUUGGUCGGUAAACGUGUCGCCGGCGUCGUCGAGCUUCUCGGAUUUUGACGAGGAUGCCACGGAUUUGUUUGGAUAUGAAAAAUGGGAAGAGCUGAAAUCAAUUUUGGAGUCUGAUCUUGAUUCGUGAAUUGAAUUGUCCUUUUGACUUUAAGUGCAAAUGUCAAUAUGCAAAUGGAAUCGGAAUUUUAGAGUUUAAAUCAUUAUUAUUUCUUUCUUUUUCUUUGUAAGAAUGAAUGAACGGAUCGAUAGUGAAUUUUAUUCUUCA
Messenger RNA from Momordica charantia (bitter melon), 1005 nucleotides. Its product is annotated as transcription factor JUNGBRUNNEN 1-like. The record is from RefSeq and is a predicted model, not a curated record. Gene Ontology annotation, biological process: regulation of DNA-templated transcription. Gene Ontology annotation, molecular function: DNA binding. NCBI's taxonomy places the organism in Eukaryota, Viridiplantae, Streptophyta, Magnoliopsida, Cucurbitales, Cucurbitaceae.